CGUGACGCCGUUAAACUGAUCCGGAAGAAAAUUUUAUAUAAACUUAACAACUGACGCUAUGUAUAAAGGCUUGGUUAUUUCGUAACUUUUGUAAGGAGUAGAAAAUGACCUUGUUCAUGCAAGCCCUACGCUUCUCUUCUCCACGGCUGCCGUUUAUUUGCGGGAGGUGCAGGACAUAUUCUGCUCAAGCUGGAGUCGUCGAGCGGGUCAUUUCAGCGUUUCGCUCUGUUAGCGGAGAUGAAGGGGUGUCUGUGGGCUCAGCUGUCCGAGAACAGCACGGCAGGGAUGAGUCUGUGCACAGAUGCCAACCACCAGAUGUGGUGGUGUUUCCUCGGUCUGUAGAGGAGGUCAGUGCUCUUGCCAAAAUUUGUCACCACCACCAACUACCCAUGAUCCCGUUUGGCACAGGGACAGGCCUUGAGGGAGGUGUUGGUGCUCUGAAGGUUUGUCCAGUUGAGAAGAAUAGACACAAGAAUUUGACAGUGCCAGUGUCAGAUUUCAGUAAACACCCUUAUCCAGGUGCUGACGCAUCGCUCUGUGGCAUGGCUGCAACUAGUGCAUCAGGCACCAACGCAGUCCGCUAUGGCACGAUGCGCGAGAACGUCCUGAACCUGGAGGUGGUUCUAGCAGAUGGAACGGUCCUCCACACAGCAGGGAAGGGCCGUCGUCCAAGAAAGACAUCUGCUGGUUACAACCUAACAAACCUUUUUGUGGGUUCGGAGGGAACUUUGGGUAUUAUUACCAAAGCCACGCUUCGGUUGUUUGGUAUUCCUGAAAGUAUGGUGUCGGCUGUCUGCUCCUUUCCAUCCGUCCAAUCAGCAGUGGACAGCACCGUUCAGAUCCUGCAAGCUGGAGUGCCCAUUGCCCGUAUCGAGUUCUUGGACGACGUGAUGAUAAACGCAUGCAAUCGCUUCAACAACCUGUCCUAUGCGGUCACUCCCACCCUCUUUCUGGAGUUCCACGGGAGCUCCAAAAGCAUGGAGGAGCAAGUGUCCAUCACUGAGGAGAUCACGCGGGAUAACGGAGGCUCAGACUUCGCCUGGGCAGAAGAUGAGGAGACUCGUGGCCGGUUAUGGAAAGCCCGUCAUGAUGCGUGGUACGCAGCCCUGGCCUUGAGGCCUGGAUGUAAGGCAUAUUCUACAGAUGUCUGUGUGCCAAUCUCACGACUGCCUCAGAUUAUAGUGGAGACAAAGGAAGAUCUAAUCAGAAACAAUAUUACCGGUCCUAUUGCAGGUCAUGUGGGCGAUGGAAACUUCCAUUGUUUAAUAGUACUGGAUCCCAAUGACCCAGACGAGGUGCAAAGGGUUAACUCCUUCACUGAGAGACUAGCCAGGAGGGCACUGGCGAUGGAUGGAACUUGUACUGGUGAACACGGGAUCGGUCUAGGAAAGCGGGCCCUGCUCAGAGAAGAGGUCGGUCCAUUGGCCAUAGAGGUCAUGCAGGGCCUCAAGGCCACCCUGGACCCCAAAAACCUCAUGAAUCCUGGAAAGGUGUUAUAAUUAAUGCAAACCAACACAGAACACUAUAGAAGAUACUCUGCACUAGGCUUUCUGACCACUAGAUGUCAGGAGAAUGAGGUUUGUUUUAGAUUUUAAGAAUGAUAAUAGUUUAGACUAGAGUGUUUAUAAAAUCUGCACAUGCAAAACAUAAUUUUUGUGAAAGGUGCAUAUGAUUUAAGCUCCUUGCGUGAAUAUUAAAGGGUAAUUUAUUUGUUAUGUAGUAUUAUUGUGAAUGCACAGUAUUAAUGUACAGGGCUGAAUUUUCUCAGAGCCUUGAAAAAGAAUUAUUCUGUCCUUUUAUUUUGCUUUUUUUCAUGGCAAUCUCACACCACUUUGAAUUAUGAAUGAAUGUGAAAUCAUUGUGGCUUAACAAAUUUGUGUUUAGUUGGGCCAUUUGCCCUUCUACAUUUCUGUGAAUAUAUUUAUUUCUAUGGAUAUAUUUGCUUCUAAAAACAGAAGCUGUGAAGCUGAACUCAAAACAAGCUAAAUGUGAUGCAGAAAAUACAUUUUAAUAAACUGAAAAUAAUGUCUCUUGUUCUUUCUUGAGUGAUUGUUUUUUAAUUUAUUUGACCCUUUUUGUGUAUUUGCAGUGGACUUAAUAAAAGCAAGCAACAUCUGAUCUUAUUUCAUCUUGUUUUAAUUAUAUGUAUGAUCAUCAUCAUUAUUACUCGUCCCACAGAUUGCACAUCAAAAUCAUCAGACACUUAGUUUGUACCUCCUAAAAACAGGCAUCCGUUCAUGUCCCUGGAAAAAAA
Messenger RNA from Sinocyclocheilus rhinocerous, 2254 nucleotides. Its product is annotated as probable D-lactate dehydrogenase, mitochondrial. The transcript is spliced from 11 exons. Gene Ontology annotation, biological process: lactate catabolic process. Lineage: Eukaryota; Metazoa; Chordata; Actinopteri; Cypriniformes; Cyprinidae. Gene Ontology annotation, molecular function: D-lactate dehydrogenase (NAD+) activity; D-lactate dehydrogenase (cytochrome) activity; FAD binding. The coding region runs from base 105 to 1499 and encodes 464 amino acids. The record is from RefSeq and is a predicted model, not a curated record. Gene Ontology annotation, cellular component: mitochondrion.